Messenger RNA from Cadophora gregata, 1466 nucleotides. RefSeq lists its product as uncharacterized. Gene Ontology annotation, molecular function: chitin binding. The record is from RefSeq and is a predicted model, not a curated record. Gene Ontology annotation, biological process: carbohydrate metabolic process. NCBI's taxonomy places the organism in Eukaryota, Fungi, Ascomycota, Leotiomycetes, Helotiales, Ploettnerulaceae. The coding region runs from base 1 to 1134 and encodes 377 amino acids. The transcript is spliced from 4 exons.
AUGGCGCCAUGUCAGCAGGGUUAUGGCAGCUGUCAGACUGCAGUUGUGCCAUCGUGCCCCGGAGGAUCAUCUGCGUCGGGGGGUCGAAAGGUUGCAUACUAUCAAGCAGGAAACCUGAUGUACAGACGAUGCAACCGAAUUGCGCCCUCAGAUAUCAUCCCAAGAGACCUGACACACCUGAUUUUUGCUUUUGUCUUCAUCAAUCCCAGCAGUUUUGAAGUGCAGCCAGAGAACGAUCCUCAAGAUAGAGCGCUCUAUUAUCAAUUCACAGCCCUGAAAACGCCAUCCACACAAAUUUGGUUUUCAGUUGGAGGUUACGGUUUCAGUGACCCAGGGAAUACCUUCACGACUUGGUCUGAAUUAUGCGCCGAUCCUGCAAGACGAGCGAAGUUCAUUGCCUCCCUAAUAGAUUUCAUGACAAGUUGGGGUUUUCAAGGUGUUGAUAUUGACUGGGAAUAUCCUGUGGAAUCGAAUCGCGGUGGACGUCCAAUAGACACGGCGAAUCUCAAUGCCCUGAUUCAGGAAAUGCGUGCCGCCUUUGGAACGAAGUUUGGCAUCAGUAUUGCAUUACCUUCCGAUUACACGUACAUCCAACACUUCGAUGUCGCCACCCUCUCCCAAUAUAUAGAUUUCUUCAACUUCAUGUCCUAUGAUCUCCACGGACCUUGGGAAGUCAACACUAUAGGUGCCAUUCUCAGAGCACCCGGCUCUGUCGUUGAUAUCGGCAACACUUUGCUCCCUCUUUGGUAUGCCAACGUCUCACCAAACAAAAUCAACAUUGGAAUAUCGAUGUACGGACGUUCAUAUACACUGAAAGAUCGCAACUGCGCAGAACUUGGAUGCCCAUAUAAAGCGGCUGGUAAUCCAGGAAUGUGCACAGACAGUCCGGGUCUGCUAUCUCUCUGGGAGAUUGCGCUUCUGAGAGCAGACAAAGACUUAAGCUCAAAAUUUCUACCCGAUGUUAUGAUGGAGCAGAUGACUUACGACGAUCAAUACAUUGUAUUCGAUGCUUCAUUGACAGUAGAUCGAAAAUUGCAAUGGGCCGAUGGUCUGUGUCUAGGAGGCCUUGCUUACUGGGGUGUGGAUUUGUACUCAACAUGGGGAAGGUUCGUAACCUCCCUCCAUCCCAAAUAACCUAUUGACCAUCACAGUGGUCGUACAUCCAUCACAAAUUCCCAAGAUGCAACUUGCGGUGCUGGAAAGUCAACAACAUGCAUGAACCUCCUUCCAAAUCAAAAAUGCUGCUCCAAGAACGGCUUCUGUGGCGGAACGCCAGCUCACUGCGAAGCUGCCAAUGGCUGCCAGCCAGCAUUCGGCAUGUGUGUUGCUAAUCCUGCAACUAUCAGUUUGAAUGGUAGAUGUGGAUCUGAGGCGAAGACUAGUUGCUAUAAGAGCGUCUUUGGAGACUGUUGCUCGAAGAAUGGAUACUGUGGUGCAACGCAGGAUUAUUGUAGACAUGAUUUGGG